Molecule: messenger RNA, 2934 nt
Organism: Trypanosoma cruzi
Lineage: Eukaryota; Euglenozoa; Kinetoplastea; Trypanosomatida; Trypanosomatidae
Product: ATP-dependent RNA helicase, putative
Exons: 1
Coding region: 1-2934 (977 amino acids)
Biological process (GO): maturation of SSU-rRNA from tricistronic rRNA transcript (SSU-rRNA, 5.8S rRNA, LSU-rRNA)
Cellular component (GO): nucleolus; intracellular anatomical structure
Molecular function (GO): RNA binding; ATP binding
Source: RefSeq, a predicted model, not a curated record
AUGGGUUUAGGGAGCGGUGCUAUGCCUUCUAAAAAGCCAAUUCGGUUUGAGGAUUUGGGGCUUUCAACACCAUUGCCUCGAGUGUUGUCAACAACUCGAGAGCAAAAAAAGAAGGAAAAACAUGAAAUUAAAAAGGAAAAGAAUGCACGGCUAAAAGUGGCAGAGGAACAACUUUCUCUGGUAAAGGCUACCGUAGAAAAACACAAGGCUUUUGUGAAAAAGGAAAUUGCGCUUCAAAAGGAAAAAAAAGCAGAAAGAAGAAAGGCAAUAUUUGCUUUACAAGAAUGCAUCCGACAGAAAAGAGAGGCAGAGGAGGCGAUUCAGAAACAGAACUCUUUUAUUGCACACGAGAAUUAUGUUUCCAACUUGAAAAUAGGUCGCGCAGUGGAUGAAAAAAUACAAGAAGAAGUUCAAGAAGCUAUCGAUCGAGAAACAAAAGAGCUUGCAAAAUAUGCUCCGAAAAAUGUGCAUAUUUUAGUCUGUCGCAACCCUGAGAUCGAAAAGACUAGGAAAGACCUUCCCGUUUUACGGGAAGAACAGGCAAUUGUUGAGGCAAUCAAUAAUUGUUCUCGCACCUGUGUUCUUAUAUGUGGUGAGACAGGAAGCGGGAAAACGACACAAAUUCCCCAGUUUUUGUGGGAAUGUGGAUAUGGUGAUCCAAAGGGUUCAGUUUUUGGAAGGGAAGGAGCGAUACUGAUUACGGAACCCAGGCGCGUGGCAGCAGUUUCAAUGGCAAAACGUGUAGCCGAAGAAUUAAAUACUUCAUUUGGAGGAAUGGUAUGUUACCAUGUGCGAUAUGAUAAUAAUCUUUCAGACAAUUUUAAAGUGAAGUUUGCUACCGAAGGUAUUGUUUUGAAGGAGAUUCAAUCGGAUUUCCUAUUAAAAAAAUACAGUGUUGUUGUGGUUGAUGAGGCGCAUGAAAGGAGUCUCGCAGGGGAUAUUUUGAUUGGUCUUUUGUCGCGGAUUUUGCCAUUAAGAAAUGAUCUUCACUUGGAGGAACUGAGAAAACAUAAUGGUAUUGUGUCAAAAACGAAUAUAAAGCCUCUAAAAUUAGUUAUCAUGUCUGCCACAAUGAGGGUUGAAGAUUUUAGAGAGAAUAAUCGUCUCUUUUCUAUUCCACCACCGUUAUUAAAUGUGGAUGCUCGUCGUUUUCCGGUAACGAAUCAUUUUGCGAAGCGGACUGAGUUAAGGAAUUACACCGAUGAAGCAUUUCGAAAAAUUUGUCAGAUACAUAAGAAGUUGCCGCCUGGAGGAAUUCUUGUUUUCCUUUGUACUCAACAGGAAAUUGAAUCUUUAUGCAAACGUCUACGUGAACACUACGCCAAAACAAGAAUUGAAUACUAUGAACAAAGUUAUUCAAAGCAUAGUUUGGUUGUUCAAAGGCGAAAUGAUAAUGAUGAGAGAGAUUUUGAUUCUGAGAAGGAUAAAUCUGCGUCUUUUGAUGAAAAGGACGAAUUUGGUCUUGCUGUUGAAGACUAUGCAUUGGAAGAAACAGUUGAGAAGAAGGAUUUAAACCUUUCAAGAAAACGGUGUAGGGACACAGCGGAUGAAGAUGAAGCAAGCUUUGAGGAAGAUGAAAUUAAUGGAGAAUUAAACUCACUACAUAUUCUUCCACUUUAUGCACUUCUGAAUUUUUCAAAGCAACAAGAAGUUUUUCGAGAGCCUCCGAGAGGAAAACGUCUUUGCGUUAUUGCGACAAAUGUAGCCGAGACAUCUAUUACCAUUCCAAAUAUUCGUUAUGUGGUGGAUACAGGCCGUGUGAAAACUAAAACAAUAGAUGAAUCGACUGGGGCAAGCUGCUUUCGUAUUGGGUGGACAAGUCAGGCAUCUGCGGAACAACGUGCUGGACGUGCUGGACGUGUGGGACCUGGACAUUGUUACCGUUUGUAUAGUACGGCCGCAUAUUCCAACUUAAUGCCAAAACAUGGCUUACCCGAAAUUCUCAGAACAUCAUUAGAAUCCGUGGUACUGUUGAUGAAAUACUUAGGUAUUGAUAACGUUGGAUCAUUUCCAUUUCCCUCUCCUCCAAAUGAAGACGAAUUGAAACGGGCUUUAACGCAUUUGACGCUUAUUGGCGCUUUGGACUCUCAAAUUGAACGCCGUAUCACCACUUUGGGUAAACGACUGAUAGCCUAUCCAAUUCCCCCUCGUUUUUCACGGAUAAUUCUGGAGGCCUUGGAUCGCAAACUUCCUGAUUGUAUUCUUAAUAUGGUAGUUGCUAUAGCAGCUGUUUACUCAACUACUACCAAUGUAUUUACUAGUGAUGGAAAUGGUUUAAAAUGGAAGGCAAGGGAUUUAAAAAAACCCGAUGAUGAACGUCGGCCCUUCAUUUCUUCUUUGCUAAAUCCUGGGAGUGACUUGAUUACUUCUUUAAAUGCCUUUGGAGUAUAUUUAAACGAUUCUUCUUCAGGGAAUUGUUAUCGGUACUGUCUGGUGCAAAAAAGUCUUUCCGAGGCUCGGCAGCUGAAACAGCAGCUACAUGUAUUAGUGAGACAGGAUGCGGUUGUAGAACAAGUCGGUGAUACAAUUGAUGCUAACGAUGUCGGAGCAAUGGACUCUGGACCCCACAUCACCAAUAUUUUUUUGCCUACACUCUCAAAGGAGCAGGAAUUACUCUUAAGAAAAUUAUUUAUUUAUGGCCUUAAGGAUCAAGUUGCCCGACGGGCCACUAUUCAAGAGUGUCGAGACCAUGGAGUAGAGUACAAGGAUAAGAAGGCAACGAAAGCGCCUUACAUCCUCUUGGGUCGCUCAAUGAUAUCCUAUAUUCAUCCAUCAAGUUCCAUAGCGCGAACAUUUCCUCCUCCUGAGUACGUCACGUUUGCCUUUUUACAAAGAUCCGUGCGCUCCGAAACGAAGGAUCCCGUAACGAUGAUGUUGGGAUUAACCAUUGUAACUAAAGAGUGGUUAUCUGAGUGUGGUGUAAUUCUCGAGUAA